Molecule: messenger RNA, 1628 nt
Organism: Zeugodacus cucurbitae (melon fly)
Lineage: Eukaryota; Metazoa; Arthropoda; Insecta; Diptera; Tephritidae
Product: probable serine/threonine-protein kinase dyrk2
Exons: 2
Coding region: 142-1545 (467 amino acids)
Source: RefSeq, a predicted model, not a curated record
CAACUAUCGCUUUACGUAAACGACGAGAACUCAGUUUGAUGUUUUCCUUUUCGUUUUUAUCACAACCAAAUUGAUUUGUCAAAUAAAUUUUUGUCCAAAACAUCAACUUUGAAGCCAUAGAAAUUCCAACUUUUACUGCAAAUGUUUCUUACCAGAAUGGUCAGCGGUUUUAUUUGCUCCAAAAACUCAAACAAAAAUGCAAACAAUUCCAACCAACAACAACAGCAUGCGUCAACACAACAACAGGGUCAACAUGCCAAGUCGCCGAAAUUACAUAAGAAGACAGAGAAAGGAAAACGUUCCUUAUCGAAGACCGAUUCGAAGAAGUCCAUAAAUGAUUUGUUGAAGACACAAGGUAAAGAGACGGUGGAAAGACCCAGCAAUAGCAGUUGUUGUAACAGUAAUUACAACAGCAGCAGUAAUAGCAACAGCAACAAAGAGGCGCCUAGCACUUCGAAGUCAACCUUAAAGCCGCCAACGAAAGUGAAAUCGGGUAGUUGGAAGCGUUCCGAAAAGCAAAUAUCCAGUUAUAAUGGCAUUUCCGUUGCCGGUAAGAAGUCGAAAUCGCUACGUAAGCGCUCGCCGACGUGGUUGAAGUUCCCCAAUACACCGGUGAAGAUUGCUGAGAAGGUGACCUAUGUGAGUCCCGCUGAUUCCACGUCGGUUUGUCGGCCGGGUACGCUCUAUUCAGAUGUGCUAUUCGGCGCUGGCUCCUCCUGUCUGGUGAAAAUCAAAACACUCACACCACGCCGUACCGCGAAUACCGCACAGAAGAAGCUUACGAAAGCACUGCUCAAGUGCAAUGGAAAUGAGACUGAAGCCGCUUCGGCAAGUGAAACUGAGACAGAUCGUGAACUCUUUCCCAGUCUGAAUAGUGGCGCUGUGACAGCCUCCACAAGUGCGAACGCUACAACUUCCACACCGCCAGAUGGUAGUCCACGCAAGAGUAACACGCCCCUUUCGGCGACCGGUUCACCUAUGUCUAUGUCGGCAACAUCGGAAUCGACAAUCACCAGCACAACGAAUGCCAGCAAAUCGACGCUCAGCGAUCCUGCUUUGCCGCUGAUUGUCACGCUGCCUAAAUGCGAUGAUGACGCGGAUGUUGUGAUACUCUCCGAAGCGAAUGGUGUUUGCGGCGCGGCUGAGAAUGGUUUCAACGAUGUUUCGUAUGGCAAUUAUUUGGAACAGCAUUUCAAACAAAUGAACGGUGCCGCCACCACCUUGAUGGGACCCAAAGCGUUAGUUACAAAUAUGGGUGCCGUGGAGCAUGACACAUGUGAAGGCGCAAAUCUCGAUGCUGGCACCAUCGUACAGCCCGACAUGACGCUAAGUGGGUUUCCACACAUGCCUGCGAAACCCUUCACUAUCGACAUACCGCAAUGGAAUUUUCUGGAUGCCGAUGUCAGCACAGAUGCAUAUCCGAAAUUUCUCUGUCAAUUCGAAGACGAACACUAUCUGAAGGCAGAGAAAAUGGCACUAUUGGGUCUGAAGUUAGCAUUGGGCAAUGGUAGCUCUAAUCCGCAGCAAGCCAAGUUCAAAUUUUGAGUAGAAAUAGCAAUAUGAGCGAAUUGUUAUAAUUUUAUUUAGUCCUAACAUUUUUUAUAAUAAAUAAUAACAAGAAAUGUGUA